Candidozyma auris is the source of this 3981-nucleotide messenger RNA. RefSeq names its product Rax2p (gene RAX2). Gene Ontology annotation, biological process: cellular bud site selection; positive regulation of establishment of bipolar cell polarity regulating cell shape. Gene Ontology annotation, cellular component: cellular bud scar; cellular bud neck; plasma membrane of growing cell tip. The coding region runs from base 1 to 3981 and encodes 1326 amino acids. NCBI's taxonomy places the organism in Eukaryota, Fungi, Ascomycota, Pichiomycetes, Serinales, Metschnikowiaceae. The transcript has a single exon. The record is from RefSeq and is a predicted model, not a curated record.
AUGAAACUCCUACCGAUCUUUGCUUCCCUUGCAUUCGCCUUCGAUAAGGUCUCACUCCCCAAUAUCCAGUUCUCAGACCUGGGUGGCUCCAUAGGGUUCUUGGGCUCUUUUGACGCCUUGUCUUUCUACUCCUACAAAAACGCCUCAUCGUCUUUGCUUGGAUCAGACGAUUCUGUCUCCAUUUACCUUCGAAAUGUCUCAGAUAACGCCAACAUUAAAAUUGGGUCUGUCAAUGACGGGGACAUUACACAGAUCCUGCCCCUCGGCGAAGACAGCGUUCUUCUAACGGGGUCCUUCACUUCGUUUAACAACAAGACAUAUACCCCUCCACUCAUAUACAACGUCACGACUGGCGAAGUCACUAGCAUCUUCUCGAGUAAUCAAAAAAAGGACUCCAUCGAGGGUGGGUCUGUAAAGGUCGCUUACGUCGACGGUGAUCUCAUAUAUCUCGGAGGUGACUUCGAAUAUAAUAACACAAGGGGCGCAGCUGUCUACAAUUCUACUUCCAAAAAACUACGACUGCUUCCUUUUAAGGGAUUCGGCAACGACUCUAUGGUGAACGCCAUAACAAAACUAGAACCAAAAAGCGACGAUCCCAACGAGGGGUCCAUAAUAUUUGGCGGCUCUUUCGACACUUUGGGGCUUCCAGAACUUUUGCAACUCAACAUGUCAUCAAACUCCUCCCGAUUUAAUCAUUCGAACUCAACCAACGUGUCUCUAAUAUCUGCUGAGCAAAAAAUUUCUUUGAAGCAUGGUGAAUUCACCUCAAUCAACUCAGAUAGUGAUCCGAAGGGUAUUAUUUGUCCCGACUCUAGCAGUGUGUGGAAACUCCAACCUCAAAGUGGUGGCCAGUGGGCUGUACAAUUGCCAGCAGAAAUGAGAGGACUUAGUCCUACCAAAGUCAGACUCUAUUUACCUGACGAUGCCGACAACGGUGUGAAGGCUUUUAGAAUUUACACCUAUCCUAACAAUGGUAUAAUGAAUCUCACUUAUGUGAACCCUGAAACAAAUGACCUUCAAUACUGCGAUGCUAAUUGUCCUUUGCCUAAGUCGAAUGACUUGAAGCAGCUUGUCGAUGAAAAUAAAGACAAUGGAGAUGUGCUCAUGGACGACGACGACAAUGUUGUCGUCAGCGAAGAUGGUUCGUUCGCAAUGUAUUAUGAUGACUCGACCAAGUCGAAGAAUCUCGGCUAUGGCAGCAACUACAUGGAAUUUGCACUCGUUAACGAUAUUGCUAUUGACCGAGUUGGUGUCACCGUGACUGACUGGUACGGCAACCAUGGAGAGCUUUCAGGUUUCGAGCUCUAUACCAAUGCAAUCAGCGUUUACGGCAACGAGACGCUCAACGAGUCAAAUUGUGGAGACGAGGAACUGAUGUCUCGAAAUUCAGCUACAAUAGAUGGUGGAGAUUGGCAAUCCGUUCAGUCGUUGGUGGAUUCUGUGACAAACACGGACUAUCUUGUCUCCACGGGAGCAACGGUUGAUACUGGUAUCACCUUGUAUCCGAAUAUAUCAUACGAUGGAGAGUAUUCUAUUCUUCUUUGGACUCCCGGUUGUCAGGCUGACAACUCGUGCUCGAAAAGGUCAAUCGUUAAUGUCUCUGUUAUUGAUACUGAUCUGAACGUAUUGGAGCAUAAAUUGAUAUAUCAAAACAACUUCGGCAACAAAUUCGACUACCUUUACUUUGGCCACAUGAACGGAUCUUCGAACGAGAAUAGGCGCAACAAAAUACAAAUCGACUUCUAUCGUGCAAUAGAUGAGUCCGUCUCAGAUCCUUGGAUGGUAGUUGAUAGGGCAGUUGCGAACAUAGUCUCACUUGAUAGCUACAGUGAGAAGAAUCUGUCCAAUCGUACUAGCCUUCAGAAUCGCAAAAAGCAUGAUCUUCAACAUAUUUAUUUGAACGGAUUAUUUGAAUACUCCUUAGCGAAUUUUUCCUCGUUCUCGGAGGACUUGGUGUACACAAAGAAAGGUGAUGAAACAUUCAUCAAGACAACAAACAAAUUUGUUGGCAACUCGUCUAUCAAUGAGCUCAGUGGAAAACUUUCAGGUGGCUCAGAGGUGAAACAGAUCUUGCUUCAGAACUCAACCGAUUCCUCCAGCUUGCUCUUGCUUGGUGACUUCAGCUCGAAAAAUGUCACCCUCUCUAAUGGGAACCUCCUCACUCUUGAAUUGAAGGGCUAUAAUGAGACCCUGAAUCUGACCGAGGCAUCCCUAAAGCAAAGGAGUUUCGGGAAAAGAGAUGAUGAAAAGAUAUUUGGUUUGACUUUUAAUGAUUCCAUCACCAGAUUGCACGACUUUGGCGACGGUUUUGUUGCUCUUGGAGCUUUCAGUGCAAAUUCCGACAGCUUGAAAGACCUCAACAAAGACAAUGCGUCCAUUUCUUCUGCAAACAAUUUCGCCAUGCACUCUGGAAGUGAAUGGUAUUCAUUUGGUAAUUCCUAUGUUGACGCAGAUUUCGACAAGCUUACCAAUAUAAGUGUGGAUGGGUUUAAUUAUUACGUCUUUUCUGCGAAUAACGAAAUUUAUCGGGUCUGGGAUCAAUCUUCAUCCGAAUUUGUUGAAAGAAACUACCUUAAUGUCUCUACCGCUGCCGAGUUGUAUAGUAGAGAGCAGCAGGUCUUGGGAGGAAAUUUCUUCAACAUUAUGGACUAUCAUGGCCUUGAUGAAGCUGUAAUUCGCAAUAACUCCGCUAUCAAUAGCUACGGCCUCAACAUCACAAGAGGAGACAUCCUCACUUCCUUUCAUGGCAACUCAUCAUUCAGUGUUUUUGGCGGUACCUUCUUUGUCAACGACACCAAGUCAAAUCUUGCAUUUGUCAAGAACAACAAGACGUCCACCAUAGAAAACACAAAGUGGGAUGAAAAUACUGCGGUUGACUACCUCUACAUUGAUACUGACCGCGAUUACUUGUUUAUCGGGACGAAUGGAAGUGUACAAGCUCAAAAUUCAAAUGUCACUGGCCUCGUUUUACUCCACUUAUCCAACGAAUCUUUCGCAGCAACACAACCAGCAGACUUGUCCAGCGAUGAAGGAAGUCUUCUGGUAAAUGCCAUGGUAUUCUACGACGACAAUGACAAGUUGUUAGUGGGUGGGCGAUUUGAUAAUGCGGGCUCAUUAGGUUGUGAGGCUGUCUGUGUCUAUGAUGUCCGUAACACAAGAUGGGAAACCCCUUCCAGUGAAGGAAUAGUAGGUACUGUCACGGAUGCCAAAUUUUUCGAUACAACCUCGGUUCUAAUGAGUGGAAAUAUUACUAUCAAUGACACCAAAGUUGACUUUGCCAUUUAUGACUUCUCAGCGGGUCGAUUCAGUGCUGCACCAACGCAGCUUCAACAAGUGAGUGAACCUGACGACUACGUGAAGAAGUUUAUCGUAAAUGAAAAGAAUAGUCAGCAGUUAAAGAGCAGAAUGACUGCCUAUGGAAAGAAGUUUAUAAAAGCAUACAAUGGAUCCCAAUGGUCUGAUAUCAGUGAAGGCGUCGAAUUGAACGAACAGACGAUCUUCACCGACAUGAAAUUACUCCUGUUGCAAUCAAAGGAUGACAACCGAACAACAAACUUUUUUGACGAUAACAAGAUUCUUCUUGUAUCGGGUUUCUUUAAUCUAACUAACUACGGUCCAGUUAAUGCAGCAUUUUUUGACGGUGAGAGCUGGAUACCAUACAUUUAUACACUGUUGCAUGAUAAUGAGUUCGGUAUAAUCAAUCUGUUGCUAGUCAAAGAUACUUUUUCGUUCCAGUCCUCAAAAGAUUUGAAGAAAGGUUCAAACAACUUUUCCAAGGGACAGGUAGUAGGUGUGUCCUUAGCAUGUGCCAUUGGCUCGACGGCCUUGAUCGGUUUACUUUACCUCAUUCCAAUGAUGUAUCUUUUCAAAAAGUCAGAUAAAGAAGAAAGAAUGAGCCAAAGAAUCCAUGAGGACGAAAUGAUGAACGUGGUCGAUCCUGAGGAAUUGUUUCACGAGAUAGAUCUCCAACGACAUACUUAA